Elephantulus edwardii (Cape elephant shrew) is the source of this 1860-nucleotide messenger RNA. RefSeq lists its product as uncharacterized. The record is from RefSeq and is a predicted model, not a curated record. The transcript is spliced from 5 exons. The coding region runs from base 1 to 1860 and encodes 619 amino acids. NCBI's taxonomy places the organism in Eukaryota, Metazoa, Chordata, Mammalia, Macroscelidea, Macroscelididae.
AUGGCCCGGCAUCGGAAUGUCCGAGGCUAUAACUACGAUGAAGAUUUUGAAGAUGAUGAUCUCUAUGGCCAGUCAGUAGAAGAUGACUACUGUAUUUCUCCAUCAACAGCUGCUCAGUUUAUUUACUCACGGCGUGACAAAUCUUCUGAGCCAGGAGAAGAAUAUGAUUAUGAAGAUCUAAAAGAAUCCUCUAAUUCCUUUUCAAACCAUCAGCUACAUGGAGUUGAUCAAGCUCGUCUUCAUUCAUGCCUUGAUUACAUGAGGGAGGUACUUGGUGAUGCUAUACCAGAUGAAAUACUGAUUGAAGCAGUUCUUAAAAGCAAGUUUGAUGUGCAGAAGGCUUUGGCAAUGGUUCUGGAGGAAGACAAAGUACAGAACUUGAAAGUCAGGAGUGACAAAGCAGUAGCUACAGGAGAGACAGCAAAAGGAGUCUUAUUUUCUUCCUCUGAAGUUUCAGUCAAUAAUGUUCAAAGCUAUUGUCCUUUAUCAGCAAAUGAUUUGGAUUAUAAUAGCACACCUUUUGAUUUUUCUGAUGCAGUAUCAAAAUGUGGACUAUAUUGUAACUCCCCAAUUGUACCAAGUCACUCUUUGCUCCAUAAAAAAAAGAAACUUGAUAGACCUACAAGUGGAAAGAAACUAGAAUCAUGUAAGUUACCAGAAGAGGUGUCUCUCGCUGACCUCAUUAAUGAUAUGCCAAGGGAUUCACUCUAUGAGUCUUGUAAAAGUGAACCAUCAGUAAGAUUAUCAUCUACAGACAGUCUGGAAAGUGUACUUUCCCAGAGUAUAAACGCUGAUUUGUUAAGACCUCAUGCAUCUGAAUGUGUUUCCCAAGGUGAUACUGAAUUCAGAGGAAUACCAGAUUUAAAGUCAUCAGUGAUAAAGAGCACACCAGUAUGUGUUGAACAUAAAUCACUGCCUGAUUUCCAAAACAUUCCGGUACAAAACAGCUCAUUGGAAAGGUUAACUCUUAGUAAUUUCAAUGCUCAUAAAAAGACCAAAUUUGAAAAUACUUCUAGAGCUGGACAAAGUGCUAAGAAUUCCAUUUUAAAAAAUGACACUUUUCCAUUUUCUCGGUAUGAAAGUCCGUCCUUAGCCGAGCUAUCUCAGGAGCACAAAGACAGCCCAGAGCAGCGUUUUCCUUCAUCUGAUCUUUGUAACUCAUCAUCUGCCAGUUUCACAGAUUUCAGUUUGGGAUCCUUUCCCCUGUCACAGCUUGCAAAUCAGCAUCAAUCUCCGCCUGGACUAUCAGAAUUAACAGGAUCUUUAUCAUCUUUGGCAUUUUGUAAAGCUUCUCCUACAAGAGACCUUAAAAAUUUGUCACUUUCUGAUUUGAUUGCAGAAACAAUUGAUGUAGACAAAUCUCAGAUUAAGAAAGAUUUCUUUAAGUUCAGUUUACCUGAUAAUAGAUCUUCAGGGAUAGAUUCAAAUAUUGAUCUUAGUGUCCUUAUAAAAACUCCAGACUUUGGCCCCAAAUCCAUAGUAGAUCGAUCAAUUGUAGCAACACCAGGAAGUACAGUUCAAAGUUUAAAGUUAGGGAAAAAUUCCAGUUAUGAUAAAAACAACAAGAAAAACAAUACAGCCUCUCUGAGUAGGAAAUCCCCUUUUUCUCUCUCUUGGACCAAGGCUCUUGCUGCUAGACCUUCAGCUUUUGCUUCAACAUUGUGUCUUCAUUACCCAUCAAAAAGUUGCAAGCGACGCACCCUUCACCUCUACAAGACUUUUCUUUAUGGUAGACAAGUUCAGGAUGUAAAGGACAAAGAAAAAAGCCCUCUUAUAAAAAUAACACCGUUUGAUUUCAAAUCAGCUUCUCCUGAUGACAUUGUGAAAGCUAAUCAAAAGAAGGCUUUUACCAGAGAAUAG